AUGAGCCAACGAGGACGCGGCACAGGUCGUGGUGGGGGCGGUAGAGGAGGUCCUGGCGGUGCCCCAGGAGGCCGCCCACCUCCGCCCAAGGGAGAUCCAUAUUUGAUGGGCCAGCCGGUUCCACCGCCUGACAAAGCCGUCACGACUCUCGAAGACGUCGCUGCUAAGAAUGCUGGAGAUGCGCCAGCCGGUGUGCCAAUCGGAGAUCUGAACUUGACCCCUCGGUUGCCACCUCGUAAGCAGUACGGGACUGUAGGAAAGCCGAUCAUUCUGCGCGCCAAUUAUUUCUCAAUGUCCGUAGCCGCGAAUGUCAAGCUCUGCCGCUACGAUGUCGCCAUCAAACAGGACGAGAAGACCAAGCGGAAGAAGAAACGGCUCAUGAUGAUGCUCUUGGAUCAACCAGCAAUCAAAGCCAAGCCUGCUGCAACAGACUUUUCGUCGAUUCUCGUCACUGCCGGAAAGCUGGAUUUUGGACCAUCGGACAGCAAGACCUUCGAACUCGUAUACCACGAGGCUCAUGAACCUCCGUUUCCCCUACCAACUCAGGGAGAGGCUGAAGCACUCGCGGCAGCCCGGAACCGAAAGAAGAAAACCAUCGAAGUCAAGUUUCUCAGAUCAUACAACGUCCAGGAACUGAUUAGCGCUAUAAGUUCACCGAACUUGGGCGCCCGCUAUCACGAUCAAGGGGAUAUCGUUCAAGUGCUAAAUAUCGUUACCAACAGCGUGGCAAGUACUUUGGCCAACGUCACUCAAGUUGGGGGGAAUGUCUUCUAUCCCAACCGAGACCCGCUUAAAGUGGAGAUGAAUCUCGGCCAAGGCUUACAAGCCCUGCGCGGCUACUUCUCGUCUGUCCGGCUGUCAACAAAGAGGAUCCUACUCAACGUGAAUGUGUCGCACAGCGUAUUCUACCCGCCGGUCAAGUUGCCAGAUCUUAUGAAAGCUUUUGCCGGUACCCAGCGGAAUGCCAAGUUGGAAGCGUUCCUGAAGAGAGUCCGCGUGGAGACUAACUACCGUUGGGAUCGAGACAACAACCAAGCAAUCAAGAAGGACAAGAAAGGAAAGAAGAUCAGACUCGUCAAACAAUUCACCAUUUUCAAGCUUGCUCGCGAGGGGGGCCGGAUCGGUCUCAACUCGCGUGAGGUGUAUGUUGAUUGGGAAGACGACAACAAGGUCAAGCAGAAGGGUACUGUGGAAGACUUCUUCCUAAAGAAGUAUGAUAUCAGGUUGCAGCAGCCUUUAGAAUCCGUCGUCAACGUUGGGAACGACCAGAACAAGGCCUACAUUCCCGCCGAGCUUUGCACCGUCUCACCCGGACAGCCUGCCCGGCGGAUGCUGAGCCCCGAUCAAACCACUCAGAUGCUCAGAUUCGCGGCCCGCGACCCAAAGCAAAAUGCAAUCUCCAUCACUACUGAUGGCCUGAGUCUAAUCGGUGCAAAGGGGGCGCAUCUACAACAGCUGGCUAAGUUUGGCGUCACGGUUGACGAGAACAUGAUCACGGUCCAUGGCCGUAUUCUGAGCGCGCCCACUCUGAUGUAUGCAAGUGAGAUGCCGCGUCCUCCCUUUGCAGACACCCAGGCCUCGUGGAACCUCCAAGGCAAAGCAUUUCGGACUGGUGCGCAGAUCUCCAACUGGGGGGUCAUGAUUCUCGCCGAGCCGAACAAGAGGACUCUCAACCCCCGGGGAGACAAAGACAAAAAUCCCGAAGCGACCUUCAACAUGUUACUGGAUCAGUUCAGAAAGCAUGGCGUUAGGAUCUCAUCGACAGGCCCCCAAAACUUUGCAAUUCCCCAGUGUGGUCCAAAUACGGAGCGGUUCCGGCCAGAUCUCGACCGCGCCCUUGACGCUGCGUUCACAGGGUUCCAGGCGAAGGGAAUACGGAUGCUGCUGGUCUUGUUGCCGAGAAAGGACAACUACCUCUACUCCCGCAUCAAGUACUACGGUGACGUGAAGUAUGGCAUCGCCACCAUCGCGAUGAACGGCGAAACCUUCGACCGCAGAGACCAAAUGACAUUCGGAAAUGUCGCGUUGAAGUUCAACCUCAAAGCUGGCGGUGUAAAUCAUACUGUCAGCGCCAACCAGCUCGCCCCGCUUGAUAAAGACACUAUGGUUGUUGGCAUAGACGUGACACAUCCGUCUCCCGGAAGCGCGGAGAACGCCCCAAGCAUUGCAGGCGUCGUCGCUUCAUACGACAUCUUGUUGAACCAGUGGCCGGCCAGUGUUUGCGUACAGGCUUCACGGAAAGAAAUGGUCUCAGACCUUGCAAAAAUGAUUGUUGAGCGUUUGAGGGUGUUUCAGCUCAAGAACGGCAAGCGCCUUCCUAACAAAAUCCUGGUUUAUCGCGAUGGCGUAUCGGAAGGGCAAUACCAGACCGUCCUCGAAACCGAAUUCCAGUCUAUGCUCGAAGCGUUCAAAGGAGUAUAUCCGGCCAAUGCUACUCGCCCGAAAGUCACCGUCAUUGUGGUAGGGAAGAGGCACCACACAAGAUUCUACCCGACGAACAAGGACGACGCUCAAGGUAAGCCGGCCAACCCACGCCCUGGUACUAUCGUGGAUCGCGGCAUCACGGGGUCAGGCGAGAAGCAGUGGGACUUCUUCUUGCAGGCCCACAUAGGUCUCCAGGGAACGGCGAGGCCGGCCCACUACGUCGUGCUGAAGAAUGAAAUGGGCCUCAACGCCGACCAAGUUGAGCGCAUCACGCAUAACCUGAGCUACGUCUACGGCCGCGCCACCAAGGCAGUCUCGGUCUGCCCGCCUGCGUAUUACGCCGACCUUGUCUGCGAACGCGGCAGAGCGUACCUUUACUCGACCAUGCAAGAAAACAACGAGGGUUCGGAUGCCGCCUCCACCACGAGUUCGGCUGAAUGGACGGGAAGUGUGCAUAAGAACCUCGAGAACACGAUGUUCUACAUCUAG
Coniosporium apollinis CBS 100218 is the source of this 2913-nucleotide messenger RNA. RefSeq lists its product as uncharacterized. The transcript has 4 exons. The record is from RefSeq and is a predicted model, not a curated record. Gene Ontology annotation, molecular function: protein binding; RNA binding. The coding region runs from base 1 to 2913 and encodes 970 amino acids. Lineage: Eukaryota; Fungi; Ascomycota; Dothideomycetes.